CUGUUCCACUUCCGGCCGGGUGGCUCUCCUCAACACACACUUGACUGUUGUCCUGUCCUUUUACCAAACAUGGCAGCAAACAGUUCUUACUCUAUUGUCGAAUAUUUCGGUGGGGAUGACGGUUAUCGAUGCGGUUACUGUAAAAACGAGAAGGGAAACUUUUCUCACGGUAUGUGGUCUCAUGCCAUGACAGUUCAAGACUAUCAAGACCUCAUAGACAGAGGAUGGAGAAGAAGUGGAAAAUAUGUUUACAAGCCUAUAUUGAACAAGACCUGCUGUCCUCAGUAUACUAUCAGAUGUGAUCCUGUGAAAUUCCAGCCUUCCAAAUCCCAUAAGAAAAUACUGAAAAAGAUGAAUAAAUUUCUUUCUAAAGGAGAAUUACCAAAAGGACCCGGUGAACCUGGGGAACCAAUGGACUCAGUGUGUGAAGAAUCAGGUGCACGAGAACCGAGUAUAAAAAUGCCAAAGUCUGCUAUUACAGACAUUCCAAAGGAAGCACUGGAGUGCCCGGCUAUCACAGUAGUUAAGAGGAAUGAAGCAGACACCACACCUACUGGGUCAGAACUAUCCAGAGGAGAUCCAGGCUCUGUCUCAGAUAGAAAAACAACUCCAGCUCCUAAACCUGGUAAAGGAUCAGAUCCCAACCGACCCCCAUGUCGGAAAGCCAAAGACUUGAGGAAAGAGCGGCGUCAUCAGAAGGAGCAGUUGAAACAUAGCAUUGUUGGGGUUUCUGCCACUUUGACCACAAGCUACCCUCCUUCUACCCUGACCAACCAGCCCAAAGCUUUGGAAGAUUUCCUCACUGAGACGCUUGCUGACAGCUCGUCUCAUUGCCUUGAGGUGAGGCUAGUGCGCUCCAAUCCCCCUUGCCCGCAGUUCAAAGCCUCUUUCGACGCCUCCUACCAGGUGUACAAACUCUACCAGAUGGCCGUUCACAAGGACCCUCCUGACAAACCCUCCGAGAGCCAGGUGAGGCUCGUAGCAGUCAGCUUUGAGGACCCACAAUUCACUGCAUCCUAUGAGCAGUCUGUGGCGCUGUACGCUCGCUACCAGAUGGCCAUUCAUGGGGAUGACCCCAGCGCAUGUGGUGAGAGUGAGUUCCGGCGAUUUCUCUGCGAUUCUCCAUUAGAGGCAACGUAUUCAGCUGAUGGGCCCGAGAUGGGUUAUGGCUCCUUUCACCAGCAGUACUGGCUUGAUGGCCAGAUUGUGGCAGUGGGAGUGAUCGAUAUCCUGCCUACCUGUAUCUCGUCUGUCUACCUGUACUACCACCCAGACUUUGCCUCCUUGUCUCUGGGCUCCUACUCUGCUCUCAGGGAGAUUGCUUUUACCAGGAAGCUACAUAAACAGUCCCCCAAGCUGUCCCACUACUACCUGGGCUUUUACAUUCACUCGUGUCCCAAGAUGCGGUAUAAGGGACAGUACCGACCUUCAGACUUGCUCUGCCCAGAAUCCUAUGUCUGGGUACCCAUUGAGCAAUGCCUUCCACAUUUGGAGAGCUCCCGCUAUGCUCGUUUCAACCCAAAUCUUGAUGAAGGAGAUGCCCAGGUCCUGAAAGAUGUGGGCAGAAUUCUGGUGCUACACAGGCGGACCGUCAUGCCCUACAAAGUCUACUCCAGAAAGCGAAAAGGCUCUUCAGAUGAGACGGAGGUUCGGGAGUUUGCUAGCUUAGUUGGCCAGAACUGUGCUGAAAGGAUCUUGCUCUAUAGAGCCUAAACCUGAAGAAUCUUGUAAAAUCCACCUCCCAGCAACAGUCUGUCACUUUACCCCCAUUUCCACUAAACAGUACAUUUACAUUUAGACAUGUUAUUUUUAUAUUAUCAGUUUAUCCUCUGUUGUGUACCUACAGUAUUGAUAUUGUGGAGCUAGUACAGUGAUUGGUUUGCUAAGUAGCAGUGAAAUUGUUAUUCUUGUGCUCUAGUAAACAGCCAGGAAAGAAGUAAACAUGCAACAUUGUUUCCCCUUUUCCACGCUUUUUUUUAAUAAAUAUAUAAUUCCACCUAAGAUCUAUUUUGCAACCGUUUCAAGAAAAGGACAAAACACAAAGGGAACUGCACCUUUUUUUAAAUUAUCAUCUAUAACAGGGGUCACCAACUUUUUUGAAACCAAGAGCUACUUCUUGGGUACUGAUUAAUGCGAAGGGCUACCAGUUUGAUACACACUUAAAAAAAAUUGACAGAAAUAACCAAUUUGCUCAAUUUACCUUUAAUAAAUAAAUAUAUAAAUACAUAUUAAACAAAUGGGUAUUUCUGUCUGUCAAUCCGUUGUACAUUUUUUUUCCUUUUACGGAAGGUUUUUUGUAGAGAACAAAUGAUGAAAAAAACAUUUAAUUAAACGGUUUAAAAGAGGAGAAAACAGGAAAAAAAUUAAGAUAAAAUUUUGAAACAUAGUUUAUCUUCAAUUUCGACUCUUUAAAAUUCAAAAUUCAACCGAAAAAAAGAAGAUGAAAACUACCUAAUUCGAAUCAAAUGAGAAAUUUGAGAAAUUUAAAAAAAUAAUUUAUGGAACAUCAUUAGUAAUUUUUCCUGAUUAAGAUUAAUUUUAGAAUUUUGAUGACAUGUUUUAAAUAGGUUAAAAUCCAAUCUGCAUUUUGUUAGAAUAUGUAACAUUGGACCAAGCUAUAUUUCUAACAAAGACAAAUAAUUAUUUCUUCUAGAUUUUCCAGAACAAAAAUUUUAAAAGAAAUUCAAAAGACUUUGAAAUAAUAUUUAAAUUUUAAUUCUAAAGAUUUUCUAGAUUUGCCAGAUUUUUUUUUUUAAUUUUAAUUCUAAUAAGUUAGAAGAAAUAUUUCACAAAUGUUCUUCGUCAAAAAAACAGAAGCUAAAAUGAAGAAUUAAAUUAAAAUUUAUUUAUUCUUUACAAUAAAAAAAAAAAAAUACUUGAACAUUGAUUUAAAUUGUCAGGAAAGAAGAGAAAGUGAUUUAAAAGGUAAAAAGGUAUAUGUGUUUAAAAAUCCUAAAAUCAUUUUUAAGGCUGUAUUUUUUCUCUAAAAUUGUCUUUCUGGAAGGUAUAAGAAGCAAAGUAAAAAAAUAAAUGAAUUUAUUUAAACAAGUGAAGACCAAGUCUUUAAAAUAUUUUCUUGGAUUUUCAAAUUCUAUUUAAGUUUUGUCUCUCUUUGAAUUAAAAAUGUCGAAAAAAGCGAGACCAGCUUGCUGUAAAUUAAUAAAAUUUAAAAAAUAGAGGCAGCUCACUGGAAAGUGCUGGUUUUCGAGCUAUUUUUAGAGCAGGCCAGCGGGCGACUCAUCUGGUCCUUGCGAGCCACCUUGGGCCCGCGGGCCCCGCGUUGGUGACCCCUGAUCUAUAAACUCUUUGUGAGACAAAAGCACGUUUUUCUCUUAACCUGGCGUUCUAUAUGCAGGUAAUGCGAUUAAAUAAAGCAAGAGGAGGAGCUUUACAAACUAUAUUUUAUAACCUUGUCCUAAUGAGUGCCAGACUGGAGGCCAACAAACAUGUUAAUGAUCAAAUCGACACAUUUGCCUCCACACACCACAAGAUCAGGUGUUGGUGUUCCACAAAUGAAGUGUUUGGUGGAAAUGUGACUUGUCAGUCUCUUUACUCUUCAUUGAUCUUUCUGCUGCUUCGCUCUUAAUUCUUGCUCAUUUUCAUUUACUACAACUUCCUGUGUGAUCCUAUCAAUGUAGCCCUUCACCCACAGGCCUCACUCAACAGUUACUGUAUGUCUUUAUUAUACUUACUAGAUGCGACACUUGACUCAGAUCAGUCCUUCUCAAAGUCAUUUUGAUCCUGUGCACGCUGAACUAGUGAUAUUGGCAAUAGACACACAGAAGUUAGAAUGUGCUUGUUGAUGCUGCAUUGACACUGCUCCAAUAAUUUGUAAUGUGUAAAAGAACUUUGUAAUCCCCAACAUUGCAUCCCUAUGCGUUAAGCCACUAGGGGUGUAACGGUAUGACAUAAUCAUGUUUUAGUCUGUACCUCGCUUUUAAGGUCCCAGGUCAGUUCAUGUUCUGUAGUGUAGAGUAAGGCAACACAAUUAAAAACAUAAAACUGCUUAACUUUUGCAUUUUUAGAUUUUGUUUGAAGAAAAUAUCGUUGCAGACUCUGGUUUACAAUGUUACUGUUUAGGAUUGGGCAACAAUACAGUCAAAGUACAACAGUAACCGUUUGUCCUGAUGCAAUACUGACAUCAGAUAUCUAUCAAAUGUUAUCCAAAAAAGAAAAACAAGUGUUGGGUAAUAUCAUACCGCAUCUAAAAUCUCUGAUACAAAUAGUCCUCCAGUGUGUUUAUUUGUGAAAAGAUGGACAGCAAGUUAACCGCUAAAAUUCCUCCAAUAAGCACACAAUGUUGAUUUUUCCUUUUAGUGAGGUCAUUUACAACAGGUAAAUAUGGUAGGCUAUAGAUAGCUAGGAGUUAGCUGCUACAUAACAACUAUGCACACAAUAGCACACAAGCUAGACAUGUUAUAAGUGUCAUUAAACAAUAUUGCAAUCUAACACAUCACAUUUGUAAAUACAAACAAGUAUCAAAUAAUUAUAUAUUAUUCACAUAUGCAAAGUCUCCAAGGCAGAAAAUCAGAUUCGAAAAUAUCCAAUAACAAACGUGUCUGCGUCUUUCAACUUUUAACUUGACGAUUUAAUGUAACCAAUAGGUUGCCAAAAAUAAUAACACACUACUUCAAAAGUGGAAAUCUGUCAUAAAGUUAGUGUUUUUCAUAUCUACCAUCGUUCUCUGAGUAAUUUCCUGUGAUCAAACUUUUUCUGACAUUCCACACUACAUAAUAGGUGUGCAAUGAUCAGUGUUGAUAUCAUAUCGGGUUGAUAUCGGUAUUGGCCAGUAUUCAAGGAAUAUGAAGCUUUUUUAUUUUACUUGGUAUAAAAAGUAAAGUAAAAAUUAAAAGUUGUAUACCCUACACACCUCUAGUUUGAACAGUAUUUUAUUAUUUUACAAAAUACAAAUUAAUGACGGAAAAGGUUCUGGACUCCGAGCCAAGAGUCCUGCUAGUCUAAGGCUGGGCUGUGCUGUAAAUGCUUUUAGGCACACUCGUAGUUGGUACAGACAAAAACACAAUGCAUGUACUGUUAUACCCCUAUAAACCACAUUAUUACAUGUUUAACUGUCUGGCCUUGUAUUUAUACUCAUAGUAACAUGUUUUUCUUUAAAUAUCAAAUCAUUGUUUAUUAGUAACCCAAUAAAGGGCUAUUUUAUGCCUGUUGAACAA
Molecule: messenger RNA, 5174 nt
Organism: Nerophis ophidion (straightnose pipefish)
Lineage: Eukaryota; Metazoa; Chordata; Actinopteri; Syngnathiformes; Syngnathidae
Product: arginyl-tRNA--protein transferase 1-like
Exons: 13
Coding region: 70-1713 (547 amino acids)
Biological process (GO): protein arginylation
Cellular component (GO): cytoplasm
Molecular function (GO): arginyl-tRNA--protein transferase activity
Source: RefSeq, a predicted model, not a curated record